Eupeodes corollae is the source of this 3532-nucleotide messenger RNA. It is a transcript of the gene mmm, whose product is annotated as dynein axonemal intermediate chain 3. Gene Ontology annotation, cellular component: inner dynein arm. Gene Ontology annotation, molecular function: dynein light chain binding; dynein heavy chain binding. The record is from RefSeq and is a predicted model, not a curated record. Gene Ontology annotation, biological process: cilium movement involved in cell motility; inner dynein arm assembly. NCBI's taxonomy places the organism in Eukaryota, Metazoa, Arthropoda, Insecta, Diptera, Syrphidae. The coding region runs from base 87 to 3482 and encodes 1131 amino acids. The transcript has 9 exons.
GGAAAGAAUUUUUAUAGCUCAAAAACAAUAGCAAAUCAAUCUUACAGAAAGAAUAAUUACAAAUUAAAAUAAAACAAAAAAUAAAUAUGGAGGUUACAACUAGGAUUGAAGAAGAAAAUCGUGUUGAAACUGAUGAAAAAAAAGAAGAAUGUUUACCUUCUCUAUCUGAUGUGGGUUCAACUGAUGACGAACUGGAGGGACUUGCAUCAUUUAGUCUUGAAAGAGCUAAAACCGAUAUUUAUGAAUUACAAGGAUGUCAUCAAAUAAUGAUUACAUCAAAAGUCCAAAAACAGCUUGGAGUUGAGGUGGGUAUUAAUGUGAGCGAAGAAUUUCCAUGGAAACGUAUCAAAUUUAGUCUUCUAAAUCAACAUCUUUUCGACGAAAUCGAUAACGGUGAAAAGCUUCAACACUUCUUUGUUAAAUAUAAACCGGAAGAUAAUGUACUUCUUGGCUAUGCGCCUUCACUUGUUGAACAACAAGAAGAAGCCGAUGAUACAGUUGAUGAGGAUUCAUUUGUCAUUUAUGUCACAGAAGCUAGUGCACGUGCAGCGGCAGCAAUAAUUAAAAAUAUUGAAACUUACGAACGCUUUAUGAUGAAUAAGAAGCUGAUUAAGCGCCCAAAAAAAUGGGUAACAAAUGGAAGUGAAUAUGAAGUUGAUUUGGGUAUUCCACUGGAAAAAUCAGAAGUAGCUGAUGUGGAAAUUCAGACUGUCUAUCCAAUGAGACAGUCGAGAGUUAAGUUUGAAAUGCGUUAUACAUCGGAUGUUCGUGAUGGUUACGCAGAGUUAAUUGCAGGAGAAGCUAAAUUCAAGAAUGUAGAACAAUUAACGGUAAAUGUGGGUACUCAAUCAGCACCAGCAACGGUGACAUUGGAACAACAAACCGACCCGACAUUUCCAUCAAAUGCAUGGUCACAAUAUUUGUAUGAAAUUAAAGAAGAACAAGACGGACUUGACGAAUCAUCUGAAGACGAGCAAGAAAAAGGAAAAUCUGCUGCCACUAGUAAAACUGUCACCCCAUCUACAGAGGCCGAGAAAGAAAAAAAGCCUCCACCCGAAGUUUCCGACCAAAUAAAGUAUCUAUUAAGUGUACUGGAAUUUAAUCAAAUCGAUAUGUACAGAAACGAUUAUCCCAAAAUAUCGACAGCUCCGAUUCAAAUAUUCACAAACCCCUACUUAAAAGAGAUAUUUUGCUUUGCUAAUAUUGCCAGGAGCAAUAGACGUUAUGUAACAGCUGUUGAUUGGUAUCCUCAUUUGACAGGAAUAGUAGUUGCCUCUUAUGCUUUCACCACAAAAGUAACACGACAAAAAGUACAACCUAGAAAAAAAGUUGAUGCAGUUCAGAGAGCAAUUCUUCAGCCAAAUCCAAUUCUGAUGUGGAGCUUUACUGACAGUUUAAACUUUAAGUUGGAAUUUGAAGCACCCCGUGAAGUAACUUCUCUAUCAUUUUGUCCAUACGAUCAAAAUAUUCUAAUUGGUGGAACAAUUAAUGGACAAAUAAUCAUUUGGGAUCUUCAAGACCGUACAAGAAAUCUCGAAGAAGAAGAACAUCUUACUGCUGAAGAGGCAAGCAAUAGGGAGCUUAUCAGUGAAUUUCUAUCUUGGACAAUCCAAUAUAACGAGGGUACAUGGGUAUUUCCUGCCGCCAUAAGUGCUCUUGAUGCUUCACAAACAGAUGCUGUAACUGAAAUCAGAUGGCUAAGUCGCAAUCACUAUAUAUCACUAAAUGGCAGAAUACAUGAGAACUAUUCGAAGAAAACUAAAAGUCGAUACUUUUUAACCCUCUCUGUCGAUGGUUCGGCAGCUUAUUGGAAUCUAGAUUAUAAUCCGGGAAAUAUAGCUAGGGCUGCAAGUAAAAAAAACCUACCUCCAGCAUUGACAAAAGAUGAAUCGGUCUUCAAAAUAUUAGAUAAAUACAUAAAACCUGUAUUUGUAGUCACUUAUCCGGAGCCCUUAACGUCAAUUGUUUGCGAUGAAGCUAUCUUCUCACAUACCCCUCAGCUGACAGCUGAAAAUUUUAAUAAAUCUAACGAUGUUGAGGAAAAAAAUUAUCCGGUUAUAGUAGAAGAGGUGGUAGAUCAACCCGUAUUUCGCAACCAGUUUAUUGUUGGAUCAUUUUUUGGACGAAUUGAAAGUUUAACCUUUGAGGGCAGCGAAUCGGGAUCAGAUAGAAAUAGAGAAAACAUAACCUCUCCGGCGUACAGUUUCGCCAGGGUUCAUGACGGGCCUAUUGUUGCUCUGAAGAAAAAUCCUUUCUAUCGGGAAAUAUUUGUAUCAAUUGGAAGAAAUGUUAUGGCCAUAUGGAGACAAGAUUUUCCCUUUACACCGAUUUUGUGGCGUGUCCGACCACACGCAUUAACAGCUGUAGAAUGGAGCACGGACAGACCGGCUGUUUUGUUUCUAACUCGAAAUGAUGGAACCUUUGAAGCUUGGGAUUUAUUAGCUAGGGAUAACAACGCAUGUUUAAAUGAAGUAUUGGGUGGAGGUGUUAUAACAGCUUUAUCUGAGCAUAGAGCUGCUGCCCCAAACAAAGUCAUAAGCAUUGGCGAUUUCAACAGUAGCUUCCGGAUGGUAGCUUUACCUGAGGGUUUUUAUAAGCCCGUUCCUAACGAGUUGCAGCUCCUUCAGAAUUUUGUUGAAAAGGAGAUAUCCCGCAAGAAAUCAAUUCAAAAGUGGCAGCAGAAUUGGUAUAUUCAAAAUGACGAUAUAAUAGAAGAAAGAAAAAGGUCAAAAGCUGCUGCUGAAAAAGAUCUAGAACGUUUGCGUUUGGAGGCUGAAGAAGCCAAAAAAAAGACACAAACUCCUGAAAACAAGAAAGAAACUUUGGUUACAACAUCUCCUAAUCACUAUGAUUUCGAAGAAAAACUUGACAAGAAAUGGGAUGAAUUGAAUCUUAAACGUCUAAUACGCAAUUUAAUGGCUCGCAAAAGGAUGGACCCAGAGAAACUUGAGCGUGAAACAGCUCUGGAAAAAGACCAUCUUCGGUAUGAAGAACGAAAGAAGGCAUCUAUCAACGAAGCCAUAGCCAAAGUAAGUGAAGAAAUAGCUGCUAUUCGCGCAAGACUUCUUCCAGUCGAAAAAGAAGACGUCCAACUCUCUGAUACUAUUGCAGCUUCUGUAAAAACUAUUUUUAAAGUUGCACCAAGUUAUAGUGAUGUAGAAAUGGACGCGAAAACUUUCCUUGAUAUAUGUCCUCCUAUUCCAACAAUACCAUAUGAUACGAUUAUGUCCCGGUGUGAUGAUCGGCGUGAGUUGUUGAACAAGGUCUUAGGUUUGCCAUAUCAACGUACUCUUCAUUGUGUAAAAGAAAAAGCUUCAGGUGGUUAUAAGGAUUGGGAUUAUGGCUAUGAUGAAUUCUUUCGAACUCUUGAAGAAACCAAGAGGACAAGUUAUACAAAUUCCAGUCCAGAGCCUUCUACUGUAACCCAAAUUUCUUACAGUGAUCUGGACUUGGUUCCUUCAAAGGAUUUGGAAGUACCAUAAUAAUUUUAUUUGUUGCCAUUAUCAUCAGAUCUAAUAAAUUAUUAUGAGUA